Messenger RNA from Miscanthus lutarioriparius, 726 nucleotides. NCBI's taxonomy places the organism in Eukaryota, Viridiplantae, Streptophyta, Magnoliopsida, Poales, Poaceae. The record is from the annotation of a GenBank genome assembly.
AUGGCGUUCACUUGCCUUCCUUGCCAUGGACUGCAAAACAAUGCUUUCAUUUCUUUUAUCAGGCUUGCAUUUCAUACCCGUACAAUCAUUCUGGCUCGAGGCGGUGUUUGGGCAGCCUAUGAGUCUGGCACCACCGCUGCCACUGUGUUCCAUUCCCAAAUUUCUGGUGGGGGUCCAUCCGCAAGAAUUCCCUUACCUUUGGAAUUAGCAGAGAAUGAACCCAUAUACGUGAAUCCCAAACAAUAUCAUGGGAUACUUCGCAGAAGACAGUUACGUGCCAAGUUAGAGGCUCAGAACAAGCUAGUCAAAGCCCGAAAGCCUUACCUUCAUGAGUCUAGGCAUCUUCAUGCAAUGAAGAGGGCACGAGGUUCUGGUGGACGAUUCCUCAACACUAAGCAGCUCCAGCAGCAACAGCAGUCUCACACUGCCUCCACCAGGUCCACCACAAAUGGCACAAGCUCCUCAGGCUCAACUCAUCUACGGCUUGGUGGUGGCACAGCUGGAAAUCGAUCUAUGCCGGCAACCAAAACAAUGGCCUCACAUGACAGUAGCAAGAAGGCUGUUUCUUCAGCUCUUGCCUUCACUGUGACUCCAAUGUUGCGCAGAGAUGACGCCUUCUUGCAGCACCCAAGCCACCAUCUCAGUUUUUCUGGCCACUUCGGGCAGGCAAACGCGCAAGCUGGGAUGCAUAAUGGAAGUCAGCAUAGGGUUCCAGUUAUGAGAUGA